Messenger RNA from Hippocampus comes (tiger tail seahorse), 1565 nucleotides. RefSeq names its product cyclin-dependent kinase 21 (gene cdk21). Lineage: Eukaryota; Metazoa; Chordata; Actinopteri; Syngnathiformes; Syngnathidae. The transcript has 8 exons. The coding region runs from base 323 to 1237 and encodes 304 amino acids. Gene Ontology annotation, biological process: signal transduction; G1/S transition of mitotic cell cycle; protein phosphorylation. The record is from RefSeq and is a predicted model, not a curated record. Gene Ontology annotation, molecular function: cyclin binding; ATP binding; cyclin-dependent protein serine/threonine kinase activity. Gene Ontology annotation, cellular component: cyclin-dependent protein kinase holoenzyme complex; nucleus; cytoplasm.
UUUAUUUUUUGUGACACGAAUUGAAAAACAGAAUUAACUCUUACUAUUAUAGUAUUUUCCAUAGAUAACGUUUUUUAGACACUUUGACCCGUACUAAAUACUUGUAAUACGGAUAUUGAAUGUACACGAUACUCUGUAGUGCGCAUGGACACAGCAUUCGUGCUCACACGUGAACGGCUGAUGUUCACCUUAAGCUGUUCUCAUUUUGUUGAACGAUUUACGUGUUGUCGGGUGUGUAUUUUUUGCGGGAGGGCUGCCACAUUGGUCUGGGCUCCCAGCGACACGGAAGCAAGAUACUUUUAAUCGUCCUUUUCAAAAGGUGAUGGAGGGUGGCGCAAAUUUGCUUUUCUAUGAGCUGCUGACUGAGAUUGGCCAGGGCUCCUAUGGCAAGGUGUACAAAGCCAGGGAAGUGGGAGAGGGAGGGCGCCUCCUUGCCGUGAAGAAGUUCCACUUCUGCAGCGAGGCAUCGUUGUCGUCCAACGACAACGGCAUCCCUCCCCACAUAAUCCGUGAGGUGGCGCUGCUCGAGAGGAUGAAGUACUUUCAACACCCCAACGUCGUCAAGUUGUUGGACGCAACUGCCACGCUGGUGGGGAGGUCAUUGGACCUCACUUUAGUGUUGGAGUACAUUGACCAGGACCUGUCCACUUACCUGUCUGUAGCCCAUCCAUCUGGACUCAGCCGGGACAACAUUAAGGCCGUGAUGCUGCAGGUGAUGCGCGGCCUGGACUUCCUGCACGCCAAUAUUGUGCUGCACCGUGAUCUCAAACCGGCCAACAUCCUGGUCAGCAGCAGUGGCCUGGUUAAGAUCACCGACUUUGGCAUGUCUCGUUUGUACUCCUACAACGUGGCCCUCACACCAGGGGUUGUCACAUUGUGGUAUCGAGCUCCUGAAGUGCUGCUCAAAUCUUCUUACAUGUCAUCUGUGGACAUGUGGAGCGUGGGAUGCGUCUUCGCUGAGCUCUUCCUGCUUAAGCCGCUCUUUAACGGAGUCAAUGAGGCGCAGCAGCUUCAGAUGAUCUUUGAGUUCAUCGGUUUGCCAAGUGAGGAUGAGUGGCCCCAGGACAGCCCCAUGACCUACUCACUCAACUUGGGCCCCAAGAAUCCCCACCCCCAGCUGCUGCUUUCCCUGAAACCCUACGAGAGAGACCUCCUUCUGCAAUGUUUGACCUUCAUGCCGAGCCGACGCAUCUCGGCCGCCAGAGCUCUCGAUCACCCAUUCUUCAGCCAGCACUGAGGGAAAGUAUUCGCUCCAUUGCAUGUUGUUGUUACAUGUCUGCAAAAGUAUUAUGAGCACUUUAAAAUGGACACUUUUUGUUAUAUCAAACUCAUCUGUGACGAGGCUGCGCUUUAUGUUUUGUGAAGAAAAAAAAAACUUACAGCUUUUGAGGCCUGAUCAGCUAAAUACGUCACAGAGCCAUUUCAGAUAUAUAUUUUGUAUUCAUGUUUACAACCGUUUAUAAUGACUGUUGCUUUUAAGAGCGGUACAGCCUUCUUAUGGCUGACUUGUAAACUCCAAGCAAAAAAAAAUAAAUAAAUCAUUAAAAGAGAUCUUUUUCCCACAA